AUGGAGAAAGUACAUCGAACCCCUCCUCCUUUGAAGGAUCUGGCAGAUGUGAUUGAGCGUGCUCUUCGAACAAACUUCGAAUCAGCGCACGCAGAAGUGGUUGAAUGUCCCGAUCUUCGCCAACCACCCUUCCAACUCACUGCCCCAGGCCUCUCCGGCUCCCCGGUUAUCAGCGAUGUCGGCGGUCCGCACCAGCUGUUUCCAGCCCCCGACUUCGCCAAGAAAUACUCACUCCUCUCCAUCGCCCAAGACAUGGAGAUGUCUCCCAGCGGCGGCUUCCUGAUCGGCGCGGGCGCCGCCCCAUUCCACGAAAUUGGCCAGAACGCCGAGCUGGCGCCCAAUCUGUCCUGGCGACCAAAGACCCCAUCCGACGAGGAUACCACUCCAGCCUCACCACCAUCAUUCAACGAGCCCUCCUCACUGGCCAUCACGAAUGGCACCCGGGUGAUUGAGGUUGACCGCGAGGGCGCCACGCCCCGCACCACCCUCUCCGCGACGACCAAUUGCGCCCUGAUGGUUAACCUCUACGGAUGCUCGGGUCAACCAGGCCCAGUGAUCAGGGUGGCCGCACGGACGCGAACCGGACCCCAGAACUUUACGAACUGCAUCCGCCUGGGGAUCUGCGACGCCUACGGCGACGACCAGCCCGUCUCGCUGGGCGGGGUCUUCCUCCUCAAGCGCGGCACCGCCAAGUUCCACAUCAUGCCGGACUUCCCGCCGCAGCUGCCCUUCCGCGACCGCGCCCAGCUCGAGCACGAGUGGCUCACCUACCAUGCCUUUGCGGCCCCCGUCGUCUGCUUGACCGUCAUGCACAGUGCGGAUCCCGAGGGACUGGGUCUGCGCAUGGAGCACACGCACUGUUUCGAGUCAGAGGGAGACCGGAAGGGAGGGCAUUAUCACUAUGAUCUCUCUGGAGAGGAGAGCGUGGAAUAUGAGGCUUAUCUGAAUGUUGCUGAGAUGGUGUAUCGCAUGGAUGGGCCCAACGACCGGUAG
This is a messenger RNA of Aspergillus homomorphus CBS 101889, 993 nucleotides long. RefSeq names its product PTD012 family protein. The transcript has a single exon. NCBI's taxonomy places the organism in Eukaryota, Fungi, Ascomycota, Eurotiomycetes, Eurotiales, Aspergillaceae. The coding region runs from base 1 to 993 and encodes 330 amino acids. The record is from RefSeq and is a predicted model, not a curated record. Gene Ontology annotation, cellular component: nucleus. Gene Ontology annotation, molecular function: zinc ion binding; hydrolase activity, acting on ester bonds.